Molecule: messenger RNA, 434 nt
Organism: Cynocephalus volans (Philippine flying lemur)
Lineage: Eukaryota; Metazoa; Chordata; Mammalia; Dermoptera; Cynocephalidae
Product: activated RNA polymerase II transcriptional coactivator p15-like
Exons: 1
Coding region: 42-425 (127 amino acids)
Biological process (GO): positive regulation of transcription initiation by RNA polymerase II
Cellular component (GO): nucleus; transcription regulator complex
Molecular function (GO): transcription coactivator activity; DNA binding
Source: RefSeq, a predicted model, not a curated record
AGCGAGCAAGCAGGAGGGUGUUCGACUGUGGGAGCGGAGCAAUGCCAAAAUCAAAGGAACUUGUUUCUUCAAGCUCCUCAGGCAGUGAUUCUGACAGUGAAGUUGAUAAAAAGUUAAAGAGGAAAAAGCAAGUUGCUCCAGAAAAACCUUUAAAGAAACAAAAGACUGGAGAAACUUGGAGAGCUCUGUUAUCUUCCAAACAGAGCAGUAGCAGCAGAGAUGAUAACAUGUUUCAGAUUGGGAAAAUGAGGUACGUUAGUGUUCGGGACUUUAAAGGGAAAGUUCUAAUUGAUAUUAGAGAAUAUUGGAUGGAUCCAGAAGGUGAAAUGAAACCAGGAAGAAAAGGUAUUUCUUUAAAUCCGGAACAAUGGAGCCAGCUGAAAGAACAAAUUUCUGACAUUGAUGAUGCAGUAAGAAAACUGUAAAAUCCGAGC